UCUUGCACUUGCCAUGAUGUAUAGGUUAAGGUACUGCGGUUAUAGCAGUCAUAGGAGCUUGUAGCUGGAUAGCGUGAAAAGGUUUCACUAAAAACAAUUACUCUUUAUUUUUGGUAAUACAGGUUACUUCCUUAGUGCUUCAGUAUGACAGCUUUUGAAGGAAAUCUAACAGGAAAGCCUGGAUGACAUCUCAUAUCAUGAGGGAAUGGCUGAAAGCAUUUAAUACAAAGAUGAAGCAACGGAAACAUUUUGGGACAGUGUGACUUGCUGUCCUCGAAUUGAACUCUUAAAUGUAUGGCUUGCAUGGUUUUCCCCCAGUACGAGAACUGUAUCUCAACCCAUGGACAAAGGAGUUAUAAACUGUAUAAAGCUGAACUACCAGAUGCUCCUCUUGUGAUCUUUGGUAGCCCACAUGGAAACCACAUCUCCUCCCACACAACUUGCGAAGUCUUUUUCCGUCCUUGAUGCUGUAAUCUGAUGCUGCAAAACAUGUCUCUGCAAACUGCAUGGAGAAGUUUUCAGAAAGCAGGAUUUUCAACCACGAGAGUUUACUGAUGACAAAAUGUUUAAAAACAACAUCCAAAAACUCGAGGUGUAUCUCAGUCAGGCUAUAUACAAAAAUAUUAAGGCAGAGGUUACCUAAACGUUGAUAUUGAGGUUGAAACAGAAGCUCGUGUUAAGUAAAUUGACGACUUCAGUGAGUAUCACCAGCAAAGUAAGGAAGAGGAAGAUGAUUGGAAGUAAGGAGCAGAAGCAGAUGGUACUUCCCAAGAAAACUUGAGUUCAAGCUUUAAGACAUACCAUAAUGUUUUAACUCGCGUCAAAGAAUUUUCACCACAUAACAGUAAUUCCAAACUUCUUUAAAAAAUUUUAAGGGCUUGAAUUUUGAUUGAAAACCAGGCCACUUGAUCAGAAACAUAUAUGCAGAGAUCUUGUUGGAAACAAUAAACAGUUUAUAUAAUAAAUGGGUGUUUUACCAGAGAUAGGCAAAGCGGUUGAAGAAAUGGAUUGGAUGCUUCCAACAGAUGUCCAGGCAGAAGCCAUUCCCCUAAUUUUGGGUGGUGGAGAUGUCUUGAUGGCAGCAGAGACUGGUAGUGGAAAGACUGGAGCUUUCUGCCUUCCAAUUAUUCAGAUUGUAUGGGAGACUCUAAAGGAUUUGGAAGCUGGGAAAGGAAGUAAAAUCAUUGCGCAAAUUUCUCCACAUUGGACUUUAAGUUUCUUUGAUCGAGGUUCUGCAUUAGCUGUGACACCAGAUGGAUUACGCUGUCAAUCACGUGAACAAAAGGAGUGGCAUGGUUGUCGUGCUACAAAAGGGGUUCAGGGGAAAGGGAGGUACUACUAUGAGGCCACGGUUACAGACGAAGGAUUAUGCCGUGUUGGCUGGUCAACACAACAGGCACAGCUUGACCUAGGAACAGACAGGUUUGGGUUUGGCUUUGGAGGAACAGGAAAGAAGUCAAACAACAAACAGUUUGAUAAUUACGGAGAAGCAUUUGGUAUGCAUGAUGUGAUUGGCUGUUACUUGGAUUUAGAUUCAGGAGAGAUUAAAUUUUCUAAAAAUGGAGUUGAUCUGGGGAAGGCAUUCACCAUACCACAACAACUUAAAUCAUCUGCUUUUUAUCCUGCUGUUGUCCUGAAGAAUGCUGAAAUGUCUUUCAAUUUUGGUGCCCAGCCUUUCAAGUAUAAUCCUGCAUCUAGUUAUAUUGCUGUGUGUGAAGCAUCAAAGGAAAAUGUAAAGCAGAAUGAUGUAGGGAGUGGAGGCAUGUCAUCACAGAGUAAAUAUGUCAGAAAUGCUCCCCAGGCCAUCAUAAUAGAGCCAUCACGUGAACUUGCUGAACAGACUUACAAUCAAAUCCUAAAGUUCAAGAAGUAUUUAGAGAAUUCUGCAGUGAGGGAAUUGUUGGUCAUUGGUGGCAUAAAUGUGAAGGAUCAGAUUUCUGCUCUUAAUGCUGGGGUGGACAUUGUUGUUGGUACUCCAGGAAGAAUGGAAGACUUAAUUUCAGCUGGACACCUCUCACUGACUCAGUGUCGUUUCUUUGUACUUGAUGAAGCUGAUGGAUUACUGAAGCAGGGGUACACAGAACUUAUUGAUAGACUACAUAGGCAAAUACCCAAGAUCACAUCUGAUGGGCGACGCCUUCAGAUGAUUGUGUGUUCAGCAACACUUCAUGCAUUUGAAGUUAAGAAGAUGGCUGAGCGGUUGAUGCAUUUUCCUACAUGGGUUGAUCUGAAAGGUGAAGAUGCUGUACCUGAAACAGUACACCAUGUUGUGGUAAUGGUAGAUCCUCAGAAGGAUACCAGCUGGCACAGCCUGCGACGUCAUGUUCAGACAGAUGGUGUUCAUGCAAAAGACAAUGUUCGCCCUGGAAACAAUACUGCAGAGACUCUGUCAGAGGCAGUGAAGAUGCUGAAAGGUGAAUAUUGUGUUCGAGCUAUCAACGAACAUAAGAUGGAUCGUGCAAUAAUUUUCUGUCGUACCAAAUUGGACUGUGACAAUUUGGAGAAAUAUCUCAAUCAAGUAGGUGGAGGUUCUCGCAGUCACAACAACACAUACUCCUGUGUCUGUCUUCAUGGAGAUCGCAAGCCACCUGAGCGUAAAGCUAAUCUUGAAAGGUUCAAGAAGCAAGAAGUCAAAUUUCUAAUCUGCACAGAUGUGGCUGCCAGAGGACUGGAUAUUACUGGUCUUCCCUUCAUGAUCAAUAUAACUCUGCCUGAUGAGAAGUCGAAUUAUGUGCAUCGAAUUGGUCGUGUUGGGCGAGCAGAAAGGAUGGGUCUGGCUAUUUCACUUGUGUCAAGUGUGCCAGAAAAAGUAUGGUACCAUGGAGAGUGGUGUUCUUCUAGGGGUCGUAAUUGCUGGAAUACGAGGCUCACGGAUGUAGGUGGAUGCUGUAUUUGGUAUGAUGAACCUAGAUUUCUGGCUGAAAUAGAGGACCAUCUGAAUGUUACUAUCCAACAAGUGGAACCUGAUAUUAAAGUACCAAUGGAUGAAUUUGAUGGGAAAGUAAUUUAUGGGCAGAAGCGUUUGCAGACAGGUUCAGGCUAUGAAAACCACGUUACACAGAUGGCACCAGCUGUUCAUGAGUUGUCACAGCUUGAAAGCAAGGCUCAGUUAUUGUACCUAAAGCGCCACUUUGGAAAGGAUAUAUGUAAUAGAAACUGAAUAGCUGGCAGCUCUGUUGACCUGAAGAUGGUUUGGAAUAAAAUUUCAGAAGGAGAAUAUUGUUGAGAUUAAAAUUAAUUUAAUACUAUAUUGAUGUGUGACAAAAAGUAUAAAGAACUUAAAACUUAUGAUGAAUAGAUGUAGGUAGCUACAAAUUAACCUUAAUGUACCUGUUGAGCAGGAAGGUCAUGUAUGUGUGUGCCUUAAAUAAAUGGCACUCAAAACCAAA
Messenger RNA from Cryptotermes secundus, 3389 nucleotides. It is a transcript of the gene Ddx1, whose product is annotated as ATP-dependent RNA helicase Ddx1. Gene Ontology annotation, molecular function: RNA helicase activity; ATP binding; nucleic acid binding. The coding region runs from base 965 to 3160 and encodes 731 amino acids. The record is from RefSeq and is a predicted model, not a curated record. NCBI's taxonomy places the organism in Eukaryota, Metazoa, Arthropoda, Insecta, Blattodea, Kalotermitidae. The transcript has 15 exons.